Molecule: messenger RNA, 3258 nt
Organism: Hirsutella rhossiliensis
Lineage: Eukaryota; Fungi; Ascomycota; Sordariomycetes; Hypocreales; Ophiocordycipitaceae
Product: RNA helicase (UPF2 interacting domain) domain-containing protein
Exons: 2
Coding region: 1-3258 (1085 amino acids)
Biological process (GO): nuclear-transcribed mRNA catabolic process, nonsense-mediated decay
Cellular component (GO): cytoplasm
Molecular function (GO): hydrolase activity; zinc ion binding; DNA binding
Source: RefSeq, a predicted model, not a curated record
AUGGAAGGUGCCUUCACUCAUGUAGGCAACCAUCUCAUUUCCGACUCGGCUGCAGCCAUCAACGCCGGUGCCGACGAUCUAUCUGCCCUCGACCCCGAUGAGAGCCUGCUCUAUGGCAAGUUCCCCGCCACCAGCGGCCGACGUCGCGCAGACGACGACGACAACCAGACCGAGGCUUUCGAGGAGGACGAGAACGAUAGUCUCAACAGCGUCCCCGUCGACGGGAUGAUGGGAAUGAAACUGAAAAACUCGGACGAGGAAAAGCAACUUCCGGCCCAUGCUUGCGCCUACUGCGGCAUCCACUCUCCGGCAUCCGUCGUCAAGUGCUUGACCUGCAACAAGUGGUUCUGCGGAGCCCGAGGGAACGGCUCGUCCACCCACAUCGUCAACCACCUUGUCCGAGCGAGACACAAGGAGGUCCAGCUGCAUCCCGAGUCGACGCUGGGAGACACCGUGUUGGAGUGUUACAACUGCGGAACCAAGAAUGCUUUCCUGCUUGGCUUCAUCCCGGCAAAGUCGGACACGGUCGUCGUUUUGCUUUGCCGCCAGCCCUGCGCGGCCAGCACCUCCAACAAGGACAUGAACUGGGACAUCUCGCGAUGGGAGCCUCUGAUCGAGGAACGAGCCUUCUUGGGCUGGCUUGUUAGCCCGCCGUCUGACAGUGAGCAGCUAAGAGCCCGUCAUGUGUCGGCCAACACGAUUUCCAGGCUCGAGGAGAUGUGGAAGGUGGACCCAAACGCCACUGCCGUUGACCUCGACAAGGCGGCCAACAUUGACGAUGACCCUGAUCCGGUUCUUCUCCGCUACGAGGACCCUUACCAUUAUCAAAAUAUUUUCGGUCCCCUCGUCAAGAUGGAGUCGGAUUACGACAAGAAGCUCAAGGAGGCUCAGUCUGAGGACGGCCUCACGGUCCGUUGGGAUUACGGCCUCAACAAUAAGCACCUUGUCAGCUUUAACCUGCACAAGAUUGAGUCUGGUGACGUCAAACUCGCGGUGGGAGACGAAAUGCGGCUCCGCUAUAACGGUGAGCUUCGUGACCCGUGGGAAGGCGUGGGAUAUGUCAUCAAGAUCCCCAACAGCCAGUCGGACGAGGUGUGCCUGGAACUGCGCAAAAAUGGCAACGACAAGUCGGUACCCACGGAGCUGUCGCACAACUUCUCGGCCGACUAUGUGUGGAAGGCCACGUCGUACGACCGCAUGCAGCUGGCCAUGAAGACCUUUGCAGUCGACGAGCUCAGUGUCUCGGGCUACAUCUACUACGUCCUCCUAGGCCACGAGGUCCAGCUGCAGCCCAUGAAGGCAAACCAGCCCAAGAAGUGGUCUGCCCCUGGACUUCCGGAUCUGAACCAGAGCCAGGUGGACGCCAUCAAGUCCGUCCUGCAGAAGCCCAUCAGUCUGAUCCAAGGGCCCCCUGGCACGGGCAAGACGGUAACCUCGGCGACCAUCAUCUAUCAUCUUGCCAAGACGACGGGCAACCAGGUCCUUGUCUGUGCGCCUUCCAACGUUGCUGUGGAUCAGCUCUGCGAGCGCAUUCAUCGGACUGGCCUCAAGGUUGUGCGUCUCACUGCAAAGUCGCGCGAGGACGUUGAGUCGUCGGUCAGCUUCUUGGCCCUGCACGAACAGGUCCGCAUGGCGGAGCACAACACGGAGCUCGUCAAACUAUCGCAGCUCAAGACCGACGUCGGCGAGCUGUCUAGCCAGGACGAGAAAAAGUUCAAGCAGCUCACCAAGCUCGCUGAGCGAGAGAUUCUUCAAAACGCCGACGUUGUGUGCUGCACCUGUGUUGGCGCCGGCGAUCCUCGCCUGUCAAAGAUGAAGUUCCGCAACGUCCUGAUUGACGAGUCGACGCAGUCGGCAGAGCCCGAGUGUCUGAUUCCCCUUGUGCUCGGCUGCAAGCAGGUGGUGUUGGUUGGUGACCACAAGCAGCUCGGACCCGUCAUCAUGAACAAGAAGGCGGCCAAGGCCGGGCUUAACCAGUCCUUGUUUGAACGCCUGAUCCAUCUGCAGCUGUCCCCGAUCCGUCUCAACACCCAGUACCGCAUGCACCCAUGCCUCUCGGAAUUCCCGUCCAACAUGUUUUACGAGGGAGCUCUGCAGAACGGCAUUACGCACGAGCAACGUCUCAGAAAGGACGUCGAUUUCCCCUGGCCCGUCGCUGAGAUGCCCAUGAUGUUUUGGUCCAACCUCGGCGGCGAAGAAAUAUCCACCUCGGGAACGUCGUAUCUGAACCGAACCGAGGCAUCCAACGUGGAAAAGACUGUUACGCGCUUCUUCCGGGCUGGCGUGAAGCCCAGCGAAAUCGGCGUCAUUACGCCGUACGAGGGUCAGCGGAGCUACAUUGUGACGACGAUGCAAAACUCCGGGCAGUACAAGAAGGAACUCUACAAAGAGGUCGAGGUGGCGUCCGUCGACGCUUUCCAGGGGCGCGAAAAAGACUUUAUCGUCUUGUCCUGCGUCCGCUCCAACGAGAACCAGGGCAUUGGCUUCCUGUCCGAUCCGCGCCGCCUCAACGUGGCGCUGACGCGUGCCAAGUACGGUCUUGUCAUCCUGGGCAACCCAAAGGUGCUGUCAAAGCACGAGCUCUGGCACAACCUGCUUGUCCACUUCAAAGACCGCAAAUGCUUUGUCGAGGGCCCCCUGACCAACCUCCAAGCCUGCCUCCUUCAGUUUAGCCGACCCAAGGUGAGCUACCGCCAGAAAAACAACUACCAGUCGCAGUACAUGGCUGGCGGGUAUUCCAAUGGCAGGCACAACGGGGCGCCGCCAGGACGCGACGUGGAUGCGGCCUCGAUGAUGUCGUACAUCCCAGAUGACGUAUCGUCGAUCCAAGGGUCCGCGUUUGGCGGGGCGGCGCUCAACACGGCGUUUCCGCCAAUGUUUUCGAGCUUCACGCCCGAGCAUUGGCCUGGGCUUCCCGGAGUGGGCGGGCCGGGACGCGGCAACAAGAGUCGUGGUCGUGCAACGGAGAGCGUGGCGGGCGAAAGUGUCGCCAACUCGGAGCUGACAGAAACGACGACGACGACGAGCGUCAUUGGCGGAAAGGGCGUGGGCCAAGGCGGAGUGAGCCUCGGUGCCGGGCUUCACGAUGCCGUGACGGGGCUGCGACCCGUCUCAUACACGCAGAGCGACCGCCUGAAGCACUACGUGGAGAGCAACGGACGAAUGGCACACGGCAGCGGGUUCGCUCGGCGAUACGACGACGACGAAAAGAGCAUCAGCACCGCGUUCCAUAGCCAGAUUGGCGGGGGCUAUGACUGA